AUGGAGGAACAUCCCGGAAAUAACCUGUCAAACAACACGCAGUGGAAAGCUACGGUAAGGACCGGCGUACAAGCCAUCGUCGAACCUGACGAGUUGGCCUGGAUGGAGGAUGAUGACUCCCCAUCUGAUGCGCAAUACAUUGCGCGCGCUCUUCAGGAUAUCGAAGCAAGAUAUGGCAGGCCUCUGUAUAAUCCUGCUGCUCAAGGCCGCGAACAAUUGGCAAUUCAGCUCGGUAAUCUUGCAUGUGUGCUAGUUCACGCACAUACAGAUGACUGCUCGGUAUCAUCUGAGAUGCCGUCGAUCGACACAAUCUCUGCAUUCGUUGCAGUCGCGAACCAUCUCUUAGAUGGACCGGACGAGGAAGUGACUGCGCGAGUUCGCAAGGCAGUCUUUGAUUCCCUGGCGAAGACCUUACGCCAUCACACAUCUGGAUUUGGUGGCGGGCGGUUAGAGCGCGUUAGCGAACUGAUUCUGCACGGCAUGAAAGAUGCGGAUCGUACUGCUCGUCUACGCGCAGGACAAUCACUUCUGGAACUCGUUAAACUCUACCAGAGAAUAGGAAACGGAGCAUCGAAGCGCACGGAACCUCUCUUCAACAAGUUAUACAGAUUGUUCGAACAUGCCAAUGAUCGUGUCAAAGAGACCACUAUCAUCACUCUAGGCCGUAUCGGGUUGAUUGCGACAGGAGAGGUCCUCGGCCAAGACGUAUGCUGCCUAAUUGCUCAGCUCGGACAGCCGAGCCCAAUUCUCAAAGGCACUACGCAUAUGCAGCUGCAAACUCUUGCCAAGCACCACAACAAGACCCUUUACAACGUGGUAUCGCCGUACAUGGAUCAGGUCGCUCCCUAUCUGGUCUCUCGGCUGUACACGCAACCGAAUCUCCUUGUGGAGACUUGUCGGCUCUUUGCUGUGUCACCUGUUGACUUUCUCUCCAUCACACUACACCGCACGAUGCCCCAAUUAUUUGCAACUCGCAACGUCAAAGUCCUUGACACGAUCUCGAGAGAACUCGAUGAGAGCACCUCCCAACUUUUCAUGAAGCAUUCGCAUCACAUUCUGGCGUACGUCUUUCGCCUCCCUGCACCGGGUGAAACGAACAAAGCGCUGUCAUUUAUCCUGGACAUGCUAAGGACAUCAGCUCAGAGGGAUAUUGAUAUCACGAGCGUGAUUCGCAGCUGCAUCGUUCCUCUACUAGCCGAACUUGUGGUGGUUAUGGGAGACGAGGACCCCGAUCAGGUGGACACGUUUCAGGCCAAACAAGGGUUAUUUAAAGUGGUCAAGAUAUUGCGACAAUCCCGAGAGGCAUCUCCGCAAAAAAUUGGAGCCUUCCUGGAGGAAUACAUGUUAGGCAUAAUCUCUCAUUUGAACGAUCUCUUGCAAGAUGUCUACGGAAAACGUUCCCUCGACCGCAAGAAGGCGAUAAUCUGCAGCAUGGGCCGAUUUGUCGCCGAAGUCGGAACAGCGGUCAGCAAUGUUGCUCCUCAGAUUAUGGCAACUCUGCAGACGACAUUGGUGAUUCCGCAGCUCGCGGAUGUCACGCUACAGAGCUGGUACACGUUCCUGACAACAUUGGACACCUCCGACCUUGGGCCCUACGUUGGACCAACCAGUGCAUCGUUUGUCGCCUACUGGCCUACAUUCUCCAUGCAAGGGCGGGAGAUUGCCAAGCAAUGUCUCGACUUCAUUGUCUCCGACAAAGGCGCGCAGCUUGGACGAUACCUCGACGAAGUUGUCGAAUUUGGGUUGAUCCCGCAACUAUCCACGACAUAUCAAGUCCUUCUAGCCUCACGUAGCACAUGGAGUGCAAGAGAGAAGUUCCGACGAACGCUUGAACGCGCCUUGAGCGAGAGUCAUACAGUCUCCAUUCAGUCCCUCUGUGAGCUGAAGUCACUGAUGUUGGAGAAUGACGAGGAGUUGAUCAGAGCAUUGACCUCCGGCGAUGUCUUCGAUCCAUUGGCUAGUCAGCUUCUCACUACGCUACUCUCUGUCGCUUGUCGUGAUGGCGAAGACACCGAAUCCCUUCGCAUGCUCGCAUUCGACUGCAUCGGCAUCUUGGGAGCGAUUGACCCUGAUAGACUCGAGAUCAACACUCAUCGUUCCCGCAAUGUGAUGCUGAGUAACUUUACAGACGAAUCGGAGUCAGUGUCUUUUGCUCUUCACUUGAUUAGAGACGUGCUGGUCGGCGCCUUCCGCUCGACGAGCGAUAUCAAAUAUCAGAGCCAUCUUGCCUAUGCGAUACAAGAGCUUUUGCAGUUCUGCAAAUUCACUCCUGCUUUGGUGAACCCAACGUCCACCGGCUCGAUUCCAUUGAAAGUUCGAAACCGAUGGAACAGCCUACCGAAGCACGUAUUAGAAACGAUCACCCCGCUGUUGGACUCAAAAUUCACGCUGGACCCACGAGCACCAGUUCAAGUAGAGCAUCCCGUGUACAAGACAAGAAAGUCCUAUCGCGAAUGGGUCCAGACGUGGACAAGCGAUCUUCUCACCAGAACGUCGGGAGACCGAGCAAGAGAUAUCUUUCGCGUUUUCACAGCGGUAGUACACAAUAAGGAUGUAGGAGUGGCUCACCAUCUCCUGCCCCAUUUAGUCUUGAAUGUCCUCGUGUCUGGCUCUGAGGAGGAUGCGCAGCAUAUACGCAAUGAAUUCCUUGAGGUUCUACGAGACCAGGUAGAACCCAGCAGUCAGUCUACACCUGAUAAGAAACUGCUCAGUGCACAAACAGUAUUCAUGCUCCUUGAUCAUCUCAACCAGUGGGUCCAAGCAGUCCGCCAAGAACUCAGUAGCACGAAGCCUGAAAAUAAGCGGACACGUGCGAAUGUGGCCCUGAACGAGGCGGAAGAGCAGCUUCUCAAGAUAGACUCUAUUCUGUCCAGCAUCGACUCGGCUUUGAUGGCGAAGGCUGCUUUCCAAUGCAAGGCGUAUGCGCGAUCUCUCGUGAACUAUGAGCGUCAAAUAUUAACUCUACAAGCUGGCGACGUUCAGCAUGCCGCAUUACAAGAUCAUUUGGAGCGCUUGCACGAGAUAUAUGCCCACCUGGAUGAACCUGAUGGCAUGGAGGGUGUGUCCACUUUCAUUCUCUCACCAUCCCUGGAGCACCAGAUUCGUCAACAUGAAAGCAUUGGUCGUUGGACAUCGGCACAGAGUUGCUGGGAAGUUCGCCUACAGCAUUCCCCGGACAACCUGGAUUUCCACCUGGGUCUCCUCAGAUGUCUACGCAACCUUGGGCAUUACGAUACGCUGCGGACUCACGUAAAGGGCGUACUAACUCGUAACCCGGGAUGGCAAUCAGAACUCGUCGGUUUUCAAGUCGAAAGCGAAUGGAUGAUGGGCAAUUGGAAUGAUGUCCGGACGCUCAUUGAAAACACCACAUCGGAAGCAGCGCCCGUCCUUCUUGCACAGGUCCUAUUGGCGUUUCGUAAUGGCGAUGCGUCCGAUAUAUCUACUGCUCUAUCAGCUGCACGCAAGGUGUUAGGUACUCCCAUUGUAGCUGCAGGCGCCGGAGGCUACCGCAGAUCUUACGACGCAGUGCUCAACUUGCACUUGUUGCACGAACUGGAAGCCAUACAUUCAGCGAUAGGAGGUCUCUUUGCCGAUGGGCAACAGUCGAUCAAUGCCGGAAAUGCACUAGAGCGUCUAUCGCGGUGUCUCGAUGCUCGUCUAGAGUCCACUCUUCCAACUUUUCGCACUCAAGAGCCUAUACUCAGUAUGCGAAGGAUGGUAUUUGGAUUGAGUGGAUCCGGCAAUCGAAACAUCGACAAUGUGGUCGGAGAAGCGUGGCUAGCCAGUGCAAAGAUUGCCCGGAAAGCAGGCCAUCAGCAGACUGCUUUUAGUGCCAUUUUACAGGCCCAACAAUGCAAAGUUCCAUACUCAUUCACUGAGUCUGCCAAGCUCACCAAAGCUGGCGGUGAACCUCUCAGGGCGUUACAAGAAUUAGAGAAUUACAUGCGAUUAUUAGGCAUUUUAGAAGACGGGACUAAUGUAAUCGACCUCACGCAAGACAUUGAUGACCCGAAAUUGAAGGCGAAGACCCACGUCCUCCGUGCUCGAUGGAUGAACGACUCGGACCGGUACGAUAUCUCGUACGUUUUGAAGGCGUACAAGCGCGGAUCAGACUUAUGGCCUAAGUGGGAAAGUGGACAGUUCCAUGUAGGGCGCUUCCAUGAUGAGUGUUUCAAGACGCUUUCUCCCGCAGACCAGCAGGACAGAGGAACGAGAAUGAAUUUGCAGACUGUGAAAGCGUUUGCCAAGGCGAUCAGAUACGGCUCGAAGUAUAUAUAUCAGACCGUUCCGCGUUUGCUCACGCUCUGGCUCGAUAUGGGAGAAAACAGUGUUAUCUCCACAGGGAACAUUUUCCCGCGUAUCAACGAUGAAGUCGCCAAGGCCAUCAAGUCAGUGCCAGUGUAUAAGGCACGUCUGCUCAAGGAUGAUUGGUACACUGCAUUCCCUCAGAUAGUGUCCAGAGUCGGCCAUGGGAAUGAAUCCGUCCACGUUGUCCUGUCACGGCUCAUCUCAAUGGUCAUCCAAGAGUAUCCAAGACAAGCACUCUGGCUAUUCGUGUCGGUAGUCAAGUCUACAAAACCACAGCGAGCUUCCCGAGGCAAGAGCAUCCUCGAUUUGCUAAGGGCUCACAACCGUGACAACGUUGCGACGCUCAUCAAUGAGAGCCUGAAGAUGUCAGAAGAGCUCCUUGUCCUCACGAAUCGCCCCGUACGAGAUGACAAGAAGACCAUGAGUAUGGCCAAGGAUGCGCCUGCAUUGCUCCGUCUUGCACCUUCACAACUUAUUAUACCGAUCCAAGAGUCACUCAUCGCUAGCCUUCCUCCAACAUCCUCGUCGGAUGCUAAUUACCAGCCCUUCCCGAUCAAUGCGCCGACGUUUGCGAGGUUCCAGGAUGAGAUCGACAUCAUGAGAUCCCUAGCUAGGCCUCGCAAGAUUACUAUCCACGGCAGUAAUGGUCAGAUCUAUAUGUUUUUGGGAAAGCCGAAGGACGACUUGCGGAAAGACGCGAGAUUGAUGGACUUCAACGCCAUUAUCAACAAGCUUCUCAAGUCGAAGUCGGAAUCACGCCGCAGACAGCUCCAUAUUCGUACAUACGGAGUGGUUACGCUAAACGAGGAAUGCGGUUUCAUCCAAUGGGUUCCAAACACUGUUCCUAUCCGAUUCAUCCUAACCAAGCUAUAUGAUAGGCGAGGCACGAAGAGCUGGUCGAACGAGCUGCAAGCCACUGCCGCCGAGAUCAAAGGCAAGACCGUUGAUAAGGAAGCCGCUCAAGUCUUCCAGGACAAAAUUCUGGCCCGCUUUCCUCCCGUCUUUCAUGAGUGGCUCAUCGAGACCUUCCCUGAACCUACGGCCUGGCUUACGAGCAGAUUGGCAUAUAGCCGUACUGCAGCAGUCAUGUCGAUGGUCGGGUUCAUUCUUGGGCAAGUGACUUUCAUCUCACUGGGUGAUCGUCAUGGCGAAAACAUCCUCCUCGACACCAACAAUGGGGACGUCGUCCACGUGGACUUCAACUGUCUCUUCGAGAAGGGAAAAACACUCGAGAUUCCCGAACUGGUGCCGUUUCGUUUGACGCAGAAUAUCGUUGAUGGACUUGGUGUUACCGGCACCGAAGGUGUCUUCCGGAUUGCAUGCGAAGUGACUAUGCAGCUGCUCAGAGACAACAAGGAUACGCUCAUGAGCGUCCUCGACGCUUUUAUUCACGACCCGUUGGUUGAGUGGGAGGAUGAGAAACGCAAGAGGGAACAUUCACGCAGCAACAUCAGUCGUUCUACGGUGGAUCUCCGCAAGAUGGCCAUGGAUGCUCUGCGGCCCAUCGAGAAGAAAUUGAACGGAAUCUAUACAACGAGCCGGGAGAGGCCUGAGAAGGAGACGUCGACGAGCAGUCUCGUGGAGAUGCUGAUACGGGAAGCUACGGAUAAUACGAAGCUGUGUCGGAUGUAUGUCGGCUGGACGCCGUGGCAUUAG
This is a messenger RNA of Laetiporus sulphureus 93-53, 5964 nucleotides long. RefSeq lists its product as uncharacterized. Gene Ontology annotation, biological process: DNA damage checkpoint signaling; protein phosphorylation; telomere maintenance. Gene Ontology annotation, cellular component: nucleus. The record is from RefSeq and is a predicted model, not a curated record. The transcript has 24 exons. The coding region runs from base 1 to 5964 and encodes 1987 amino acids. Lineage: Eukaryota; Fungi; Basidiomycota; Agaricomycetes; Polyporales; Laetiporaceae. Gene Ontology annotation, molecular function: protein serine/threonine kinase activity; protein binding.